Messenger RNA from Sabethes cyaneus, 2015 nucleotides. Its product is annotated as alpha-tocopherol transfer protein. Gene Ontology annotation, molecular function: phosphatidylinositol bisphosphate binding. NCBI's taxonomy places the organism in Eukaryota, Metazoa, Arthropoda, Insecta, Diptera, Culicidae. Bases 583 to 1524 code for a protein of 313 amino acids. Gene Ontology annotation, cellular component: membrane. The transcript has 5 exons. The record is from RefSeq and is a predicted model, not a curated record.
AAAUUUGUUUGUGUUUCUGUUUGUAAAUCGAUACAGUGAUUGAGAUUACAUAAACCGAAAGUAUUUGCUGCUACAUAUUGAUGCCAGCUGGCUAAGGUCGAAGCUGUUCUAAUCCGACGCUGGCAUUUGCUUUGGCAGACCACGAUGAAUCAGUACACGGGCAAAGUGCAGCCGAUAAAGAGAGAAACAAAUUUUAUUUGUGCAGGAGGCCAUCCGAGUCAAAGGGGAAAUAUUAUUGCGCCAAUAUAGGAGGAAUCGCUGGAAUGGCAGACGCUUAGUUCUGCUCGACAGACGGUUUGGAAUAGAGCAAGUGCGUUCCUGGCUUCGAAACAAGUUCGCUUCCUGGUAACGUGCGCGUGUGACAUGACUGUUCAGAAAUUGUACAUUCUGCAAAAUUUCUAGUGAAGUGAUAAGACAAAACAGCUGCUCAGUGAUUGUGAUUUAGUGUUUUUUGUCUGCUGCAGAAACACAUUGACGCGAAGCUGGAGAAGCUUUGAAGAGGCUAAGCUUUAAGUACUAACGACAGGCUGUGAUAUUUGUUCAUCGGAUUUAACACUUCGCAAUCAAUAAGGGGUCCCAACGAUGCUUUCGGAGGUAGACGAACUGCCGUCGGUGCAGCUGGGCGACUACAUAUUGCGGUUCGAGCUGGAAGACCUAACACCCUUCGGCCGGGAAGUAGCAUUACGUGAGCUACGCGAAACACCAGAAAUCAGAGAAAAGGGCAUCCAAGAGCUGCGGGAACUGUUGCAAGGUCAAGAUGAGCUGACAGUUCCCCUGGAUAAUGAAGACUGGAUGGUACGGUUCCUGCGGCCCUGCAAGUACUACGCAAAAAGUGCAUAUGAACUCAUCCAACGGUACUACCAGUUUAAGGUUAAGCAUUGGGACAUGUAUUUGGACUUGAGCCCAUCGCGCGAGGUUAACAUUUUCAAGCAGAACAUUCUAGCCGUGUUUCCUAACCGGGACCAACUGGGGCGACGAAUUCUUCUGCUAGAACUUGGCAAACCAUGGAAACACAAGGAAGUCUCACUGGAUGAGGUAUUCAAGGGAAGCGUACUGUUUCUGGAGGCCGCUAUGCUGGAACCGGAAACUCAGGUGCACGGUGCUGUCGUAAUCUUUGACAUGGAUGGUCUUACGAUGCAACAGGCCUGGCAGUUUACGCCUCCAUUCGCGAAGCGGAUCGUCGAUUGGCUGCAGGACGCCGUUCCUCUGCGCAUCAAAGGCAUUCACAUCAUCAAUCAACCAAAGAUUUUCAAUAUAGUUUUCGCUUUGUUUAAACCAAUUCUUCGGGAGAAACUGCGCAACCGAAUUGUGUUUCACGGUUCCGAUCGAGAAUCGCUCUACAAGCACAUUUCGAAAGAAUGCCUGCCGCAGUGCUAUGGCGGUACGGUGGACGCGCCACGUGUUCAGGGGGAGCAGUGGUACGAAUUGCUGCUUAAGUGCGACGCCGAAUAUACCGCCAUAAACAAAUAUGGCUAUGUGAAGACAAUGGAAGAAAUAAGAAUUAAGAAAAGCAAGAAAAAGUGAAUCUUGGAAGAUAUCUUUUUGAGCAAAAAUGACAAAUCGAACCUUCGAUACCAAGAAACGGAUAUGUGAUUAAUAAUCAGGCUAAGCGAAUUUAUACUUAAAACAGUAGCUUUUGCACAAAUCAACUUCUAGGGCCCAAUCAUUCCUACAGUGAAUCAAACUGUUAUAUUUAUUAGUUGUUCAGACACUCGACUUUCGCUUAACUUAGCCAUAGCGAUUUAGAAAUACGCUUUUCGAGAAAGAUAGUGCGAGUAACCGAAGAAACGCAGUCACGGUUAGAAGUAGGUAGAUAGGUGUACAUUUACGAUAAUCAUUUGUUAUCUUAACCGGUGAAACAAAAGUGCAUGAAAUCUAAAACAUUUUAAUAUACAAUAAAAAUGAAUCUCAAACUAGACUAACAUUUUUGCAGUUUUUCCGUACUAAGGUAUAAAAUUAGAACAAUAUUUUUCGCAGGGCAAUUCAAAUCUUAAAUUAUUUUAUCGAAAAUAAGG